AUGAACUCUUCCCUGGGCUUAGUGACUGUGGUACUCUUUGUGCUUGGACGAACCCAUGGAGACUCGGUGACCCAGACAAAAGGCCAAGUGACCCUCUCAGAAGGGGCUCCCCUGACUGUGAACUGCUCCUAUGAAACCACAUGGUACCCUGCUCUUCUCUGGUAUGUUCAGUAUCCCGGAGAAGGUCCACAGCUCCUCUUGAAAGCCACAAGGAUCAAUGAGAACGGAAGCAGCAAAGGAUUUGUAGCCACAUACCGAAAACAACCAAAUGCCUUCCACUUGGAGAAAGCCUCAGUUUGCCAGUCAGAUUCUGCCAUGUACUACUGUGUGCUGAGUGACACAGUGACAGAUACUGCAGGGGGAGCUGAGCACAAAGUCUGA
This is a messenger RNA of Pipistrellus nathusii (Nathusius's pipistrelle), 381 nucleotides long. The record is from the annotation of a GenBank genome assembly. Lineage: Eukaryota; Metazoa; Chordata; Mammalia; Chiroptera; Vespertilionidae.